AUGUUGAACGCCGUGAGCUUUGGGGCUCUGUGGUGGGCUGUGCAGGUCCAGUGUGAUGACAUAGCCACACCAGGGACCGAGAGGAGCGUAGCUAGAGUGUAUAAUGUGCUGUGUUUGGAUGUGGGCAGAGCUUUGGGCAGUGUGAUUGCAGGACUCGCAGCGCAAAGGUUUGGUAUUGCAUGGAUGUUCAGAGGAGCGGCACUCGGGCUGAUUGUGUGGUGUUGUGUCCUGGCUCUGCUGCAGGUCAAAGCUCCCCGACAGAGAAGGAUUAACUAUUCGAGGCUGUUGGCGGCUGAUGCAAGUGAGAAUAGUGAGUCCGAUUCAGAACCGGAGAAAGAUUGGUUGGAUAAAGCCAUGGUUGAUGAUUGGAGCAAUAACAACAGUGGAAGACGGAUGCAUCACUAA
Molecule: messenger RNA, 405 nt
Organism: Knipowitschia caucasica
Lineage: Eukaryota; Metazoa; Chordata; Actinopteri; Gobiiformes; Gobiidae
Source: the annotation of a GenBank genome assembly